Molecule: messenger RNA, 1879 nt
Organism: Kockovaella imperatae
Lineage: Eukaryota; Fungi; Basidiomycota; Tremellomycetes; Tremellales; Cuniculitremaceae
Product: putative guanine aminohydrolase
Exons: 10
Coding region: 289-1734 (481 amino acids)
Biological process (GO): guanine metabolic process
Cellular component (GO): cytosol
Molecular function (GO): guanine deaminase activity; zinc ion binding
Source: RefSeq, a predicted model, not a curated record
CGUUUUAUCUACGAAUCUCGAUACACGAUCAAGUUGCUCACUCAGCGAUCAGAUCUGACGAAUCAGCUGUGGAACUUCUUGCUCAUCGUUCUCUCCGCUGCAUCCUGCAUUGCCAGUGGGCACUCAGCACAUAUUCCAUUCCCAAUCAUCCCCUUGGCCGGACAGAUACUCGGAACGACCGCGAUAAGCGAGUUAGAACUUUAACAGUCGAUUUACGAGCAUCUUUGUGUCAAUAUUCAAGCGUAGUAGUGAAGAUCGCUUGCUUGCUUCAUACCCGCCCUUUUUGCCAUGCAAGCCUUCGUUGGGACUUUAGUCGAUACGCCCGAGUUGGGUCAAGUGAGAAUUCGAAGGGAUCACGUACUUGUGGUCAAUGAACAAGGCUACAUCACUUCCAUCUUUCCUUCAUCCACCGAUGACGACGCAGCGACUAAAGCGUUGGCUUCUAUCCCGGAAGAUAGGAUCACCCGGUUAAACGGAGCUGGUGAAAGCUUCCUCUUACCUACCUUUGUGGAUUUACAUCAACAUGCGCCUCAGUACUUGUUCUGUGGAACCGGAUUGGAUUUGCCCUUAUUGGAAUGGUUGGAUCGAUACGCCUACCGAGCCGAGGAGAGUAUCGAUGCGGAUCCCGCUCUAGCGAAGCAAGUUUACACACGACUCGCUCAGCGAUACAAAGAAGUAGGAACGGGAUGUACGGUUCUAUUUGGGACCAUCAAAGUGGAAAGCAAUAUGAUUCUUGCAAAGGCUUUUCAGGAGGCUGGUGUGAGAGCGUUCGUCGGGAAGUUGUCGAUGGAUCAGUCUCCACGGCCGACCUACAAUGAAGCAUCUACGGCUGCAUCGCUCGAAUCCGUCACGUCCUUCCUCGAUCAGUUUGAUGCCUUUGUGUCGCCAUUGCCCUCUCACCAUCGUUUGGUGCAGCCCAUCAUUACGCCACGGUUCGUUCCAACUUGUUCGGAUGCCCUGCUCUGUGGCUUGGCAAAGAUUGCGGAUGAGCGCAAUGUCAGAGUUCAGAGCCAUCUCUGUGAAGGAAGAGAUCAGAUGGAUUGGGUAGAGAGGACGAGGGGGAAGAAAGAUGAAGAAGUGUUUGAUGAGGCCGGCUUAUUACGCCCUGGGAGUAUUCAAGCUCACGUCACGUACCUCUCGCCAAGUCUCAUGGAGCUUUGCAAAGCUCGCGGCGUGACUGUGGCACAUUGCCCAUUGUCCAAUGUGUAUUUUUCUGAAGCUCAGUUCCCAUUGAGAGAAGCACUCGACGCUCAAGUGUCCGUCGGACUUGGCUCAGACGUGGCAGGGGGAUACAGUCUGAGUAUUGAGACGAACAUGCGAUCUGCAGUCUACACCUCUCGAAUGAGAGAAGGAGCCAGACAGGAAGAACAUCAUCAGCGUCGAGCGAUAGAGAGCACAGCAAAUACUACAGAGAAGAGCACUGUCAGCCUCUCGAGGACGGCUGGAAAAGGGUUGAGCGUGAGUUGGGUGGAGAGUUUGUACAUCGGUACGAGGGGUGGGAAGAAAGCACUAGGGAUGGGAGGUGCAUUUGAAGAGGGUAUGGAGUUUGACGCGCAAUUGAUCACACUUCGAGACGAAACCAGUCCCCUAGGUGUCGAUCAGCUCGACUUUUUCCUACCGCCCUCUGAAGGAAGUGAAGAUGCCUGGUGGCUUGAAGCGGUUGAGAGAUGGUGGUGUAAUGGUACGCGGGUCAAUAGGCGAGGAAUGUGGAUCCAGGGUGACAAAGUGUUGUAGAGUGUGUCUGUGUGUCUUUCGGAGCUCCGCAAUGUUUGGUGUUAGUGGAACGAGUAGAGCAGCAAGUGGACAUAGCAAAUGAAUCAGGAUCAUCUGUAUAGAGCAUACGACCUAUGUAUGCAUGCAUAUUCACUGACCACAUGGG